This is a messenger RNA of Aspergillus piperis CBS 112811, 723 nucleotides long. RefSeq lists its product as uncharacterized. The transcript has a single exon. NCBI's taxonomy places the organism in Eukaryota, Fungi, Ascomycota, Eurotiomycetes, Eurotiales, Aspergillaceae. Bases 1 to 723 code for a protein of 240 amino acids. The record is from RefSeq and is a predicted model, not a curated record.
AUGAAAAUUAAUGCCGAGUUGGAGUUUCCGCUUCGGGAUGGUAUACCGGCCUUCAACCAUGAUGCUACAGACAGAGAUGACGAGAAUGAUACUGCUGACAACACUAACAAAUCGAACGAAGACGAACCGUAUUAUCUCCUUACUAUGUCUACUCGCCCUACAGCUCAUCGAUCAAUUGACACUGACGACUAUGCUAAUGAAUUGAAUGAAGAUGAACUAUGUUGCCUCCUUACCAUGUCUAUUUAUUCUACGGCUCAUCGAUUAAUUGACACUGACAAUAAUACUAACAAAUUGAAUGAAGAUAAACCGCUUCGCCCUCUUACCACGUCUACUCGCCCUAUGGCUUGUCAAUCAGUUGGCACUGAUGGUUUUCUGUCUCAUGACCUUAGCCCAAUACUUCCGUCUACUGCACCGUCCCGUCUGUCAAGCAAGAAUAAUAGUCCACUCAUCCAACAUGCCGCCAGACGCUCUACCACAGGCUUUACGGCGAUUAAUGCCACUACCAGACAAGCCGCCCUACCAGGUUGGCCCUCGUCACCGGACCCUACUAUCUUAAUCAACAACUUCGCUACCAUGCACGGGACGCUCGAAGACGCAUUCUCGGACCUCAUCAACUACCCCGCAGACAAGCCAGUCAUCGAACCAGUCGUCGAAGAUAUUAACGACGAGAUUGAGCUAGACGGCGAGAUUGACGUCGAACCAGCCGUCAAAGAGACUAGUUAA